Molecule: messenger RNA, 4133 nt
Organism: Amyelois transitella
Lineage: Eukaryota; Metazoa; Arthropoda; Insecta; Lepidoptera; Pyralidae
Gene: RhoGAP100F
Product: rho GTPase-activating protein 100F
Exons: 23
Coding region: 83-4069 (1328 amino acids)
Biological process (GO): signal transduction
Molecular function (GO): protein binding
Source: RefSeq, a predicted model, not a curated record
AGCCGCUCCCGACGCCGAGCGUCGCGAUGCGCGAGCACCCGGCCCCGCGGCCGCUCCCACAGGCGCCGCGUUAACCUUACCCAUGCAGUGGCGGAAACUUACCAGGUUGAAGUCUUCGCCGGGCGGACACUCGCGUGCUCGGAGGAUGCUCUGCUGCGGCCGCAGGAAGGAAAAUGGCCGCGCGGCGCCGGACCUGACGGCGUCGCCGGGCCGCGCGCCGCCCGGCCCGCCGCAGCCGCCGCGCGCUAACCACGCGCCGCCGUGCGUUCUACAGCCUGACUUCCGGAAGGUAUCGGGUGUUAGCAAUGAAAUCUUCAGGCAAAUUGAAAUGGUAGAAAAUGACCACGACUCGACCACGGCCGCGGCGCUCGAGGCGGUGGAGCGCCGGGGCGAGAUGAUCGUGCGAAUUCUAGAGCUGAGGCAAGUGGGACGGAACAAUAUUGAAGCCGCCAAGAAAUUCUUCUCAUUACAGGACUCCCGCCACAUAGUCCAACUAGUGGAGAUCGUGAAGCGUCCUGGACAAACCCUGGGCUUAUACAUUCGGGAAGGAGACGGCGGUGCCAGGACCGACGGUGUCUUCAUAUCCAGGAUAGCAUUAGAGUCGGCUGUGUACAACAGUGGGUGUCUGAAAGUUGGUGAUGAAAUCCUGGCAGUGAACCUGGUGGAUGUGAGGAGGAUGUCUCUGGACGACGUGGUGAUUAUCAUGUCGAUACCAAGGCGGUUGCUGCUUUGCACGAGGCAGAGGAAAGGUAAAUCAGGCCCAGGGUCCCCUUCGCUGCCGCGUUCGGAACACAAGCCUCCCCCAGUCGUGGUGCUGAAGAGGGACUGCCGUGAUGACGAUGACCGUGACAGGGAUCGGGUCGAUGGUCUCUACUCACAACAUGGUACACUCCGUUCUACGGGAGGCCCUGGGAGCAGUGUGCGUCCCGUAGGAGACGGCCGGGAAGAAAGAAGUCGUCUUCAGCUGGGAGCCUUGUCACCUGACUCCACGGCUCUUGAUUUGUAUUAUAAUCCCAGACCUCCGUCUGACCAUUCCACGUGGAGUUACAGGCCACCACCGCCCGUGAUCACUGAGCAACCAAAAUCUUCGACAACUCAUUUUGUACCAUACGAGCGAUCAUAUCCGAACACCCUGGAGAGUUUAGCGGAGAAGGUGCAUUCGUUGUACCCAGGUGAUACUGGAAGCUCAAGAUAUGGUGGUCGUGUACCUCGUUCUGGUUCAGAACAACAGCUUCCAAGAGCAGAGACGCACUCGGACUUUGGUCGCCACUCCUUGCUGAGAUCGAGUUUGAAAGCUUCCGCCGCUGGUCCUGGGGCAACAAGUUUGAGAUAUAAUCAGCGAUAUGGUGGCGUAGGAAUGACAGGAACAGGUCUGACGGGCAGCGGAUUAACCAGCUCAGGUUUAUCUUCUGGCUUGGGACCUGGUCUUCCUUCAGGAUUAUCUACUACCGGCCUAAGUGGACUCACAGGAUCAAGCUUAGUUGGAUCUGGGCUGACGAGUUCUGGACUUGGAACAGGAUUAUCUGGAACUGGAUUAGGAUCAACUCUCGGAGGAGGAUAUGGCACUACGGGAUUGGGAUUACCGUCAUAUAGUUCCAAAUAUGGAACAAGUAGGCGGAAUAGAAGCUUGGAUUAUUCUUCAGACACAGAAGCAACAGCUCCAACAAGGACUCCAUAUUAUUCUGGUCUAAGUGGUUACAGGAGUAGCACGCUUGGCAGAGACAUUGGAUCGAAGUUUAAUUCUUUGCCAAGAGACGUAAGAGGGACAGGGCAAAGAUUGGGCUUAAGUAGACGCGCAGGCAGCGUUCUUCAGGAUGAGCCAGAACCAUUAUCUUCUCGACUAGAUCUUCGUUCUUCCAGAGGUCGUCUACCAUCUUCGCCAUCAGUGUUCACUUCGGACGAGUACCGAGCAUGGCUGUCUCGCGCGCCCUCCACCAGCGCCUUAUAUGAGACGUUGCGUCCCCGUUUACCUACACAUUAUUCUGCCGAGAAUAUACAUGAUGCGCUCAAAAAUAUGGAAAGCGGCAGUCGUUUCGGAUCAUCACUCGGCCUCGCAAGCCGCCGAAUGGAAAGGCCUCGGCAUCUCCCAGCUCGAUCGUUAUCGUCCCAACAACUUGGACCGACAGCCGGAGGAUCUCCUUCUGCCCGUCGAGUGAGACAGCUGUUGGAACUUGGCUCAAGGUUCAACUGCCCUAAUCCAAGUCCAGUACCUACGCCGGGAUCGAGACAUCAGCGACAUCUUGACAUCAAUCCUAAUGAGUUCCUAAAAUACAAAGUGGAGAAACCAGGGUCUGGAGGUCUCUCAGCUUCCAUGACUGGUCUCUCUCGUUUAUCUGGUGGUAUUUCGGGGAUGUUAUGGGUUCACCUGUUAGCUGGGCGGGGUCUCCGGCCCGCUCCAACGGGAUCUUCUCCUGGAUCCCCGCCCUCGGGACCACUGGCUCCUGCGCAGCCACCAGUCGCUCCGAGGGAUUUGUACUGUGUACUGGAGUGCGAUCGUGUGCAUAAGGCUAGAACUGUGGUCAGGACCGGAGAACUCCAAUUCGAUUGGGACGAAUCGUUUGAGCUGGAACUGGUUGACAACAGGCAGCUUGACGUCCUUGUGUACUCCUGGGACCCUCAGCAUAGACACAAGUUGUGCUACCGGGGCAUGGUCAUACUUCCUGAUAUCCUAUCGCGAUCACCGUCUCACCAGUUGGCUAUCAAGAUGGAGCCUCGCGGCACUUUAUACGUCCGCUUCCGCCACACGGAACCACACGAGCUGUUCAAACGACGACCCGCCCCAUCAAGGUUAUCUCCACCACCACUGUUUGGGGCGGAACUGGAAGCGGUUGUGGCGAGGGAGGUCAGACCUCCUCAUGCGCCUCCCGUACCUCUCAUAGUGAGGCGAUGUGUUGAGGAGAUUGAGAGACGGGGGCUUGAUAUCAUCGGCCUAUACAGGUUAUGCGGUUCAGCUAGUAAAAAGCGGAUCCUUCGAGAAGCAUUUGAGAGGAAUGCCCGUGGAGUGGAGCUGGCCCCAGAUUCGGUUCCCGACAUCAACGUCAUCACAGGCCUCCUGAAGGACUACCUUAGGGAACUCCCGCAGCCAUUGUUCAGCCGCUGCCUGUUCCAGAUGACUGUGGAUGCUUUGGCCGUUUGCCUCCCCGAUGACCGAGAAGGGAACGCUCGCCUCAUGGCGUCUAUAGUGGAAUGUCUCCCGCGGGCAGCCCGAGCUACUCUGGUUUUCCUUCUGGACCAUUUGGCUUUGGUCGUAGCUGCCCAAGACCGCAACAAGAUGUCGCCACAACACCUCGCAGUGGCAUUGGCCCCACCUUUAAUGCUUCACUCUCAAACCCCGAAUGAACUGGAGUACCAAAGACCGAUCCAUGUUUUGCAAGCACUGCUCCAGAUUUGGCCGCCUCCUAAGCGUUCAGUUCGGCGCGGCGAGCCAGCACCCGUGCUGCGUGGAAGCAAAGCCAGUGCGUCGCCAGCGGGCUCACUCAUCCACCCCCAAGGCCGAGUUCCGCCCUCAGCCAGUCCAUAUCGGCCUCCAGUGGGAGCAUCAGCAGCAUCUCAGCCGCCAGCUCUCUCGGCUCGGCCCGCGCCCGACCGCUCGCCGCCCGCACAUGUUCUCUCAUCAGUCAGGGUCGGCCAAUAUCGUCCGCAGUCGCCUCUUCGCGGCCCACUGCCCGCUCCGCCUCGCUCCCGUCAAGUGACGGUCUCAUCGCCCGGCUCGCCCAGCAGUAGCUCCGGCAGUCACAGCCCGGCGGACACCAUCAAACAUGGCGGCUCCGUGUCAUCCAUCCUCCGCCAGCCUGAACGGGCCAGCUCGCCGCGAAUGUCUCCCCGGAAUUCUCCAAGAGCAUCCCCUCGAGACUCCCCCCGGACCAGCACGCCGCGGGAGAACUCCUCAAGAGAGAUGACUCCCGCCAUCCCGGGAACAUCGGCGGGCCUGGCGGUGACCCUGAACGCCAGCGGAGCCCUGAGCCCCCGCUACAGCUCCACCAACCCGUUCCUGCAGCAGUACGACGCCGAGGAGGAGGCGGAGGCCUGGCGCGCCGCCGAUAUUUUUUCCUCAUCCACGCACACAUAGUGCUCAUAGCGAAUUGAGAUUUUCUAGUCAAUUUUUUUAAUCGAAUCGAAAGAGUGCUACGAUU